AGACCUUAAAAAAAAUUGUCAGACCUCUUUUAGCACGCUAGUGUAUAACACGUGUAUUAGACGGUUUCUGGUAGCUGCAGCAGAAUAGAAGUUAUUAACGUGAAUAACGUGAACUAGUUACAACAUAUGCUGAUUUAUACAAAUGUAACCGGUUAUGAGUAAAGUUUCACUUCCUGGUGUGUGACUUGAAACUGCCACUUUAUGAGGCGAGUGUAUUAAACCAACGCUAUAUCAUGUCUUCACCUGUGGGUGAAGCGAUCAGACUCUGCAGAGACGAGGAGCUGAAACUAACCCAAACUAUCCGACAAUAUAAAGACAUUUUACGGUCCAUGAAAACACAUGUGAAAGACAGCAGUGAAGCGGAAACGUCGACCAGCGUGAAACAUGACGUUCCUCUGGAAGAGAGACAAGAGGUUGAGCUCCUAGAACAAGCUCUGAAAAAGGCUUUCAAAAUCCGCAGCAGCUCUGCAGUUAGCGCGAUUUACCAAGAAAAAACAUUUUCAAGUAGCAUUGCUAGAAAUGCUCCUGCUGUUAAUGACAGCGAUAAAAGAAACCCACAAAAAUCCUCAUUGACCUUUGAAGUGAAAGGAAGCUGGCAGCGUGGAGAACAAUUAAAACGCAUUGCUGCCCGUGGAGACAGUGCUGCACGGCAGGAUGUGGGCAAAACAGUGCCUUUAUCUCAGCCCACAAUCAAAGGGAAGCAGUCGGGAAUAAAACCUUUUUUGACGCAGAAAACUACAAGAGUCAAUGUCCAGAUAAAGCCCUGUCAGAUGACCAGAUCUUCCCUAGAACCAGACAGAGGUGUGAAGAAUGCCGGUGUAUCUUCUACAGAAGAGAGAACUUCUUCAGAUCAACAGAUAAAAAUGCAAAGUGUAGCAUCAUCUCCUAAAGAGCAAUGGGUGCCCUCUCCUUUUUUACCAUCAUGGCAGACACAACGAGCCAAAAAGAACAAGCUGUGGAAUAAAGUUUUGACCAGACAUUCUAAGGCUGUACCAGAGAGAGACCACUCCAAGAAGAGACUUAUUAGUACUUUUCCCACAGAAUGGGCUUCUGUCCACAAAGCAACCAUGGAAGCAGAGCUGGAUGUCCUUACGCAGCUAGGGCUGGACCUGACUCACUGCUAUAACGCGGAGCUCCAAAGCCACCAAAUGGGAUGGAGUCCAGAACCAUCCACAGAGAAGGAAUAUGAAUCUCUACUAAUGCUGGCAGGCCUGGAAAAAAUGAUGGGCCUGGUCAUUAAGGAAGCUGGUCGCCUCAAAAAAGAUUGGGAGAGGAAGAUGGCAUGGUGGCAUGGAGCAUUGUGUCCACUGCGCAGUAGGGUUGAGUGGCACAUCUCAGGGCAACCCUGUCUGCCCCCAUUACUGGCCUAUAGCAGCAAGGUAGAGCUAGAAGAUCUGCACAGCCUGAGACUACAGGUAGCUCAGCUGAAGCUGGAGAUCCACAUGCACCAGGCCAUGUGUGAUGCACUCCUAUAUCUGAUCAGUGAUUCCUCCUCCUCUGGGCACCUCAGUGCUACAGCCCUACGUGGUGUGUAUUCGCUUCUGGGAGAGGGAGGUGCUCAAUUUCCGAGCCUGGUUUUGGACAUCGAUUCAGUUCAAACAUAAAGAAAGACGACAUUCAUUUUCACAUCGAGUGGACAAAGUGAUGACCCUGGACUGAUUUAGGCCCUAUGCACAGAUUGGAUACUAUGCUCCUACACCAGACACAAGCAGGAUUUUUAUGCUGUAUGUGUUCGACAGAUGUCUAUUCAAAUGCCUCUUAUCUGCUGUGUUAAAUACUGAUAGCCAAGAGCCUGCAGCUGCUUGGCUGCAGCAGGAAUAAAUCUGCCAGCUGCAGUUAACAGCUGUCUCUCAUCUAUUUACCUCCAUUUUAAAUCAGGAGUUGAUCUGUAAGCUCAUCAGCAGCUUUUACAUUUCAAGUAUCUAUAUUACAAAGUCUGUUAAUAUGCAUGUUGUGGUCUCAUGUGUCUCAUGAGUCAUGUUUUUCUGAGUUUUUACCAGACAGCACCAUGAUACAAAUUAGAUUAGAUUAAGCUGUGCCUGCCCCCCCGGUUUGCACCUUCUGCCAUUACAUAGAUUAUUGUGUGUGUUGAAAGCAACGAAACAUGCAAAAUAAGAAGAUUGAGCACCUGGGGGUUUCUUGAUAGUGCUUGAAAUGGUAAUCACAAUUUUGCAAAGAAUUUGGGAAUAAAUUAGAUUUUAUUUUACUAUUGAAAUUUAAAUCUCCAGAGGACAAUCACUGAACUUUUAUAAUCCUGUAUCCUCUUAAAUGUGUAAACCAUUUAUAUAAAAAUAAGAAUUAUGCAUAGAAACACAAACACAAUUGGUCCAUAAAUAAAUGACAGCCAAGUGCUUGUUAAGAAUUUAGAUUGCAUAGGCAAAAAGUUAUUUAUUUGUUUCCAUCUCACUCAGAUAUUCUGUCUGUGAUCAGUGGAUUAUUUUUAAUUAUUCUGCAGGCUUAAAGAAGUUAUUACAUACUAUAAUGCAAGAACCAAUAUAGGCAGACACAUUUAUACAAUUAGUUACCAUUUGUAUUAUUUCCUGUUAUUUUGGGAAAAGGGAGAAUGUCUCUAUUCUACAACUGACUUAAAAACAGAAUUGUGUAGUUUAUGAAUAAGACAGCAGUGUUUAUUGUCUGCAGGUCUGAUUUAAAAAAAAUCUAUUCUUGGGUAUCUAGCAAAUAUAUCCCAUAAGAACAGGCAAACACAUUUGGCAGAGUAUACAUAUUAGCUGGGCCUUCAAAUAAAAUACUACUGGAAAUAAAUUGCUUAUCAAAAAAUA
Molecule: messenger RNA, 2780 nt
Organism: Tachysurus fulvidraco (yellow catfish)
Lineage: Eukaryota; Metazoa; Chordata; Actinopteri; Siluriformes; Bagridae
Product: tubulin epsilon and delta complex protein 2
Exons: 10
Coding region: 234-1604 (456 amino acids)
Source: RefSeq, a predicted model, not a curated record